Molecule: messenger RNA, 468 nt
Organism: Lathyrus sativus (Indian pea)
Lineage: Eukaryota; Viridiplantae; Streptophyta; Magnoliopsida; Fabales; Fabaceae
Source: the annotation of a GenBank genome assembly
AUGGCUUCAACAAAGAAGAUCACUCUUAAGAGUUCUGAUGGAGAGGCAUUUGAGGUUGACGAAGCUGUUGCUUUGGAAUCGCAAACCAUCAAACACAUGAUUGAAGAUGAUUGUGCUGAUAGUGGAAUCCCUCUUCCGAAUGUCACUAGCAAGAUUUUGGCUAAGGUCAUUGAAUUCUGCAAGAAACAUGUUGAUGCUGCGGCUGCUGAUGAUAAGCCUAGUGAAGAUGAGCUUAAAGCUUGGGAUGCUGACUUUGUUAAGGUUGAUCAGGUCACCCUGUUUGAUCUCAUAUUGGCUGCUAACUAUUUAAACAUCAAGAACCUUCUUGAUCUUACAUGCCAGACUGUAGCAGACAUGAUCAAGGGAAAGACACCCGAGGAGAUCCGCAGGACCUUCAACAUUAAGAAUGACUUCACUCCUGAGGAAGAGGAGGAAGUUCGUCGUGAAAACCAGUGGGCUUUUGAGUGA